Messenger RNA from Podarcis raffonei (Aeolian wall lizard), 1335 nucleotides. It is a transcript of the gene ADI1, whose product is annotated as acireductone dioxygenase 1. The record is from RefSeq and is a predicted model, not a curated record. Gene Ontology annotation, molecular function: acireductone dioxygenase [iron(II)-requiring] activity. NCBI's taxonomy places the organism in Eukaryota, Metazoa, Chordata, Lepidosauria, Squamata, Lacertidae. The transcript is spliced from 4 exons. The coding region runs from base 99 to 641 and encodes 180 amino acids.
CCCCUCCCCGGGAAGCGGAGAGGCGGAGCCGCCUUCCCUCCGUCGGGACUGGGAGCCUGGCUGGCUGGGAAGAAGGAGAGGCUCGGCCUGGGCGCGCCAUGGUGGAAGCCUGGUAUAUGGACGAGUCGGCGGAGGACCAGCGCCAGGCGCACCGCCGGGAGCCCAACGAGCCCGUCAGCCUGACGCUGCUGCAGCAGCUGGGCGUCUUCUACUGGAAACUGGAUGCUGACAACUAUGAGACCGAUCCUGUCUUAGCAGAGAUCCGGAAAGAAAGGAACUACAACUGGAUGGAUAUAAUAACGAUACACAAAGAUAAGCUUCCGAAUUACGAAGAGAAGAUAAAAAUAUUUUAUGAAGAGCACUUACACCUGGAUGAUGAGAUUCGCUACAUCCUGGAAGGAAGUGGGUAUUUUGACGUUCGCGAUAAAGACGACAAAUGGAUCCGGAUUGCCAUGGAAAAGGGAGACAUGAUCACGCUUCCUGCUGGCAUCUAUCACCGAUUUACGCUGGAUGAAUCUAAUUAUGUGAAGGCAAUGAGGCUGUUUGUCGGAGAACCUGUGUGGACAGCGUACAACAGGCCUGCGGAUCAUUUUCCUGCUCGAGUACAGUACCAGCAGUCUCUGGUGCAAGCAGCACAAUAAACCAGUGGGAAGGCGCGAGACUCAGUUUCCCACAACUUCUGCACAAUGGAAAUUGCAAAAUGGCCUUCUUAAUGCCACCUGCUUAUUAAUGAGACGUUGGUUUCCUGCAGCUCUAAUGUAGGGGAAGCAAAUAGAGGGGAAUGUUUGUUCUGUUCUUCCUCAAUCAAUUGUUGGAUGGAAGAUGAUUACCUUUCCUUUUCUUAAAAGCGGGAGAGAUCUUUUUGAGCAGAUCCGGAGAUUGCAUUUAACUUCGACUAGUUAGUCCAAGGAUCUCUCUGCUGCUCACGUAGUUAAAUAAUUCAGUUACACCUGAAGAUUCAUAUAGUGUAGCUUUUCCAACUUUGUGAGGGCACCAAGCUGAGGAAGGCUGACGACAAGGCAAUAUAAAUGCUUACCUGGUCUUGUUUUGCUUUUCAAUACAGUACAGAUUUAUUCAGUUGAGGAUAAGUUGAUUUUUUUCUUUUUAAAAAUACAAAUUCAAAACUGUUUGAAUACUUUUUCAGUUAAUCCAGUGCUGUGCUCAUGCAAAGAGAGGGGAAUUCACUUUGUGCAAACACUGCUUUAGCAACAAAUAUUUGGGCAGAAACUAUGAAUAGCAACCUUAUAACGCUGCCUUAUCCAGUAGCCUGAGGUUUUGGUUGUUUUUAACAAUCGAGCGGAACAUAAAUUUUAUGAAAUAAAUAACUAAAUAGAA